AUGUCUCUAGCGAAGAAAUACUCCGGCCUGCCGGACCUCGACGCGUCACAAGAGAUCUACGAGACUCCGGCUUUGACAGACGAUGCGUCCACUAUACAGACAGACACUCUCCGCACAGACUCGCCGACCCCGUCAGACGAAGAUCACAGCGACGAGCGGGUAGUCCGCGAGCGGAUAGACCAGAAUAGUGCAAGACGGCGCUUCGAGCCAACACUGGUUCACGCAAAAGACGUCAACUUCUCAGACACAAUCGCGGCAGGCGAGCGAAGAAGUUACCGGACAAGCGAUGACGAGACAUUGGCCGAGAAGAUCACACGGUUGAAGAGGGAGGCUGAGGAGGUUCGAAUUGCGCUACAGGACAAGCAGGCUGAGCCAGUUCCUGGGAUCAAGGUCUCAAAGCCAGAGGAAGCGGCGCACAGCGACGACACCGCUGUGGACGAGCUGCAGUCGCUGAUUAACGGCUUGGACACGUCAGCUCACAGUGCGACUAGAGGCUCGUCAAGAGAAGAGGCUCUUCUCAAAUCUCUCUCGAAUCCCACAUCAGCCACAACCAACGGCGACUCAUCUUCCACAAAACCGCAGUCACAACCACAACCAGAUCCGUCAGCGACCCAAGCAGCCAUAGCAGACCGCCUCACCGCCCUCGAAACAGCCCUCGGCCUCCCCUCAAUCUCCACCUCUCCACCCUCCAUCCUCCCUGCCCUCGACCACCUCACCACCCAACUCGACACCCUAACAUCCACUCUCCUCCCACCAUCCCGCACCGGCAUCAACCCACCCACCUUAACACCCACAACGCCCAACCUCGACGACCUCCACUCCCGCAUCCAGCACCUCACCUCUGAAGCAGACAAACUCACCGCCUCGCGCAAAGCCGCCCUCGCCUCCCUCUCAGACCUCCACGACGCCCGCCUCCGCUACAACGCCGCUGCACGCCACACACACUCCUCCUCUGCACGGCACACCUCUGACCAAGCAUCAAAAUCCGAUGCUGCGCCCGCGACACAACAGCUCGAUGCGAAAGAAGCACAAAUCCACGCACAACUCUUUCUCUCCGAGCAAUCCUCCAAAAUAACCGCCCUCUACCAACUCUUGCCCUCCAUAACCUCCCUCCAACCCCUGUUACCACUCGUCCUCGACCGCCUCCGCAGCCUAAGCGUCAUCCACGCCGGUGCGGCGGAAGCGAGGGGCGAGCUGGACGAUGUUGUUGCGCGACAGGCGGAGGCACGCCAGGAGAUAGCGAAGUGGCGAACGGCCGUGGAGGGGGUGGAGGCCAAGAUUGAGGAGUUGAAGGGGGAGAUGCGGGAGAAUGUGGGUGUGUUGGGGACCAUGGUGCAGGGAGUUGAGGGGCGGGUGAAGGCUUUGCAGACUAAGGAGGGAUAA
Molecule: messenger RNA, 1383 nt
Organism: Cyphellophora attinorum
Lineage: Eukaryota; Fungi; Ascomycota; Eurotiomycetes; Chaetothyriales; Cyphellophoraceae
Exons: 2
Coding region: 1-1383 (460 amino acids)
Biological process (GO): mitotic spindle organization
Cellular component (GO): dynactin complex; cytoplasm
Source: RefSeq, a predicted model, not a curated record